UAUUAAUAAGAGAAGACAGCUAUAUAGGUGCGUAACAAUGACAGGCGGCGCCGUUGCAAAGGGCAGCCAUCAUCAUCAUCAGCAGCAGCCAAACGUAAACAAACCAAGCCUGACACUCGUGCUGGACGCCGCCCACGGGACCCCGCCACCCAGCGCCCUUUCCCUCCUAAUGGUGACGUGCCCUCCAAGCUGCUGGCCCAUCACUGCCCCUGAAGUCAUCAGUGGAUGGCAGACAUGAGUGAAGCAGUCUUCUGGCCGCCACAGCAGGUUGGGGACCUGUAAGACUGACACUGCUCCAAUGGAACCAGACUUGAACGGUGCCAGGGAGACCAACGCUGUGUGAGUGUCCCAGUGGCUUACUGUGCUGCGCCAAGGUGUUGACAAGUAACGUGGAGGUUGAGCCGCUGGACCCACCACCCAUCGGCAAGUGUUCCAGGAGGCAAGAAGGAGUGACUCUACACCAUGGAACUUUGACAGACCUCCUCCUCCUGCCUUCAAGUCUGGCCAAAAGGGUGUAUUGUCCUUUUCCACGCCAUGUCGCCGCCACUCCUCACUCCACGCUGAGCCUGACACGGUGACGCUGCGUACAGCUUGACGGAGGCAAAGCACUACAUGUACGUUCUGGAGGCCUAAUCCAAAUUUGAGGAGAAUAUGACAAAAUACUUGAAAAUAUAUGAAUUUCUGGAUUAAUAAAGAAAAUUCAGUAAAUCUAUUGAUACACAACACACAUAUUAGUAAUAAUAAUAAUAAAAAAUAACAAUGGCAGCUUGGGGGGCCUAUGCAACUGUUUGCACAUAACAAGAAACAUCCCUGAGUCCAGGCCAUCUUGAGACACAUGACAGCCACGGUAUAAAUCAACACAGAAUGAUAUGUUGUAUAGAAAGUCUCUUUAGGAAGGCAGCAUGUACAUAUGAGUUUUGUGAGUCAACAAGACCUGUAGUGAGUGUUUUGUUAGGACAAGUACAGCCAGCACCUUAGAUCAUGACACUCAGAGUGUGUUUGGACGAGAAAUAGAAGAAUUGACAGCUGCAGUGCCCUCUGUAGAAUAGAUCAUAAUGAAGAACCCAAACUUGGCAAUAGAUUUAACACAUUGCAAUUAUCAGCUGUAGAAAACCUUCAUACAAUAGACUGAUAGAUACAUAGAUUGUUACACGCUUUAUUCAGGCCCGGAUUUAGGGGGGGGCACAAGGGGCCAGUGCCCAGGGCCCCGCGCUUUUAGGGGCCCCGCGCUGAAGCGUUUUUUUUUAAGGUUCUAUACCGAGGAGGGGCGCAAUCGAUGGGGUUGUUACCACAACAUGAUAUCCCCCCAAUAUUUCUGUACUUUAAGUACCCCUUUCUAAUUUUCUAUUGAUUUAAUCUAUAUGUAAGGGAGGCCAUUGAAAGUCAUAGUAACUCUGAAAUGCAUAAAUAUUCACUGACAAGCCUAGCAAUUAGAAAAUCGCAAAGAGGACAAGUGAAUGAAGAAUUAGUUCGCCAAUAUCAAUCUGAGCAUUACUAUUGGAGUGAGGUUUUGCAGCGAUGCGUGGAUGUACUCAUUUUUAUUUGUGAACAUGGGCUACCACUCAGAGGUGAUAAUGAAGUUAUUGGAUCACCUCAUAAUGGAAAUUAUCUGGGUAUAUUAGAGCUCUUAAGUAAAUAUGAUCCUUUCUUGGCAACACACAUAAAGAAGCAUGCAAAUCAAGGGAGUGGACAUGUAAAUUACCUUUCAUCCACAAUAUGUGAGGAGUUGAUAGAAGUUCUUGGAAAGCAUGUUAUGUGUACAAUAGUUCAGGAAGUUCAGAAAGCAAAGUAUUACUCAAUAUCUGUAGACUCUACACCAGAUAUAUCACAUGUAGAUCAACUAUGCCUAACCAUUAGAUAUGUGCUGCCAGAGGGACCAGUUGAACGCUUUUUAACAUUUGUCCCAUUACUUAAUCACACAGGCAAAGGAAUAGCAGAUUUAGUUCUGAGUUUUCUUGAAAGUAAGAACAUUACUAUUUCUGACUGCCGUGGCCAGUCUUAUGAUAAUGCCAGCAACAUGUCUGGCAAGUACAAAGGAACUCAGGCAUAUAUUAGAACAAAGUGUGAAUUUGCUGAUUUUGUCCCAUGUAUGGCCCAUUCUUUAAACCUGGUAGGGGUUUGUGCUGCUGAAUGCUGCAGAGAUGCUGUCAAUUUAUUUGGCAUAAUUCAAAGACUCUAUGUAUAUUUAUCAAAGUCAACAUAUCGAUGGCAGAAACAUCGACAAGCAUUACAGGAAAAGCCUGUUGUUAAGUGUUUGUCUGACACACGUUGGUCAGCGCGUGCAGAUGCUGUAGAAGCACUAUCAAAGGGAUAUGAACAAAGUAUGAAUGUAUUAGAAAAUCUAAUGAAUGAUGACAAUCUGAAUGGUGAGGCUAAAUGUGAGGCUUCUGGUAUUAUGAAAGAGCUUGAUAAACUAGAAACAGUAAUUUUACUGGUAACAUGGGAAGAUAUUCUAACUAGAUUCAAUGUCACUAGUCAGAAAUUGCAGACCUCAGGCCUUGACUUUAACACAGCAGUAAAAUUGUUAGGGUCACUAAAAGAUUUUGUUCAUGAUUUAAGAGAUCGCUUUGAUGAAUAUGAAAAGAUUGCUGUAGAAAAAUGUGGACACAGUGAGUAUGAAGGAGAGCAACGGCGUAUUCGACGAAGAAAGCGGCAGUAUGAUGAGAGUGAUAGUGCAGAAGAUGCUCAUUUACAACCGAGAGAGCAAUUCAGAGCCAUGGCGUACCUACCUAUCAUUGAUCAGCUAGCAACAGCACUUGACGAUCGCCUUAAGGCAUAUGAAAAGUUAGGAAAACGGUUUGGCUUCAUGUCGCAUAUAACUACCAUGGAAACAGAAGAACUUCGAAAGUCUGCUUCAAAUUUGGUGAGGACUUACCCUAGAGAUUUGGAAUCAUGUUUGGUAUCUGAAAUGGUGCAUUUUCAAGCUUUUCUGCAUAAAAUUGAUUCUGAAACCACUUCACUGAUUAGUCCAACUUCAGAAUGUAAUAUGUAUUCAAUACUACAUGAAUGUGAUGUUGUAUCAGCCUUUCCAAAUGUAGAGCUAGCAUUCAGGAUAUACCUUUCCAUGUUUGUUACAAACUGCACUGGGGAAAGAUCAUUUUCAAAACUAAAGAGGAUUAAGAGCUCAAUGCGAAGUACAAUGAAUCAAAAUCGUUUGGCAUCUCUUACUUUAUUAAGUGCUGAGUGUGAAAUUCUCAAGAGAAUUGACACAGCUGAAGUUAUUCAAGACUUUGCAAGAAUGAAAGCCAGGCGUAAAGUGUUUUAAAGUUUUUUGUAUAAUUUGUAUGUUAUCUCAUUAAAUUCUUGCUAUUAUAUUUUUUGCUAAGAAUUUCUUUGUUUUAUACAGUGUUCAGUCAUUUACAGAAUUAUCUGAAUCACAUUCCUAUUUUAUUUUGAAACAGUUAUAUAUUUUCCUGUCUGUAGACCCUUGGAAUUCAUUGAUUUAUUUAUCAAUUAUCAUUUCCAGACAUUAAAUCAAAGUGUGGUACUAAAACUUAUUGCAUAAGUAGCUAAUUACCAGUUUAAUUUUAUAAACAAAAUACCUAAGAGGAACCAAAGAUUUUAACUUCUGUGAUUUACUUUAUUUUUUGAAGUUGUGAUAUAAGGUAACAUGUUUCAUGCUGUACUUAGUCAUUAGUUCUUAUAAUUACGUAUGUAGUGCU
Messenger RNA from Eriocheir sinensis (Chinese mitten crab), 3662 nucleotides. RefSeq names its product zinc finger MYM-type protein 1-like. NCBI's taxonomy places the organism in Eukaryota, Metazoa, Arthropoda, Malacostraca, Decapoda, Varunidae. Gene Ontology annotation, molecular function: protein dimerization activity. The coding region runs from base 1400 to 3265 and encodes 621 amino acids. The record is from RefSeq and is a predicted model, not a curated record. The transcript has 5 exons.